Messenger RNA from Fusarium coffeatum, 1896 nucleotides. RefSeq lists its product as uncharacterized. The transcript has a single exon. The record is from RefSeq and is a predicted model, not a curated record. Bases 1 to 1896 code for a protein of 631 amino acids. Lineage: Eukaryota; Fungi; Ascomycota; Sordariomycetes; Hypocreales; Nectriaceae.
AUGAAUUACAGCUCCGAAAUGAUUACAUCAAUCAAAGAAUGGUUGUCCAUCUGCGAUAAUUCCCAUACCGCGUGCAAAGAUCCAUCGAAUGCACAGUCAGCCAGGCCUACUUGGCUAAUCGAUAUUCAGGACCAAUGUAUUGUACAAGGAAAUGCGCAAGGAAGAUACAUUGCUCUCAGUUAUACUUGGUCCGAUGUCAUGGGUUUGCCCAAGGAUGUGGAACCCCUGCAACUAACCAUUAGCAAUGUCCAUGAGAUGAAAACACCCGGCGCCCUUCGCAAAGAAGCAUCGAAGUUACCCAAUGUUAUCAAGGACGCGAUGGAGUUGACCUCUGGAAUGGGAGAACGGUGGCUAUGGGUGGAUAGGCUCUGCAUCGUUCAGGAUGGGCCGCAGAAGAAAUCGGAAUGCAUGCGUAUGGACCAUAUUUACUCUGGCGCAUAUUUGACCAUUGUUGCUGCUACAGACUAUGAUGGAAGAUACCAUGAUGAUACUGUUUACCAUAUAUCGGACAUAGACAAUAUGGCUAUUGUUCCAAAUAUCAUACACCUCUACAAGAGGCUGAGACAUUCAAGAUGGGCUCAGAGGGCUUGGACCUACCAAGAAUACAUCCUCAGCAAACGGGUCGUCUUCUUCCUCAAGACGGACUUCUAUUCGCAGAAGACGGAAAUCUUUUGGCAAUGCGAGAUUUCGAUCUGGGACCAAGUUUCUCUCCAAGCAUAUCAGGAUAAACAGUCAUCAGUUGCAACACUUAUGGCGGCGACACACUCGACAGUUCUCAGAAACCUCGGAACUCCAGUGAACCCCGAUUUCGAGCUAUAUAGAGAUGUAAUAUGUCCCUACAACGGGCGGUACCUCUCCUAUCAGGAGGAUGGUCUAUCUGCAUGUUUGGGAAUCCUAAACAGGCUUGAACCAGCAUUUCCCGGAGGCUUUAUUUUUGGUCUUCCGAGGCUUUAUUUCGACCAUGCCCUGCUUUGGCAGCCACUCAAAACGCCUUUCCUUUGUGGUUACUUCGGAAAUCAGCUUCGUCGAUUAUCGACCCGUCGACCGUCGCUACCGUCCUGGGCGUGGUGUGGUUGGCAAUGCUUUGUUGACCCCACGAGCCUCCUAAAAGCCUUCAGCCUAAGUCAACCUUCGGAUCAAAUAUUCGGAACAAAUCUUCGGACGUUGGAGAAUCUCGUUACCUGGAAGCCCGCCGGCGCAGACGGCAAAGAUAGGAAAGUCCUAAGCCAAAGAUCAAAACCUUCAUCUUCGCAGUCGAAUCUGAUAACAGCCCGAGUUGCAAGCGCAUGUUUCUUUUCUGCAGCCACGCUUGCACUUGCACGGUGGGGUGGCCAAGCCUAUGAUGACAGUUUUUCAGCGUUUACUAGAGCUUCUGCUAAUACAGUGCUCGGUGAAAAACCAUUGAAUGAUUUGCCAAGAGUGGUUGUCGUCCAAGACCACUCUGGUCUGUUCUCAGGGUUGCUGCGGGUAACAGGAAACUCGACUCGUGAAGAAGGCCAAGAAAUGAAGUUCAUAGCCGUUUCCCAGGGACGUGCAAAUGGCCGAAAUCUAAACAAAAGCUUCGAAGAAAAGGUUUUUCGUCGAAGUAGAUAUCAUGACGGAAGGCCAUUUCUGCCGCUCUACGAUGAAUAUGAGCGGUGGAUAGGCAUUCAUGUCGACAGCCCGGGCACUGUGACUGCUCAUGGAACGUAUCAUGUUACUGCAGAAGGUGUCUGUAAGCCUAGUUUUGACCCUCCAGUUGCGGUAUAUGACGAUCAGACCGUUUAUGAGUUUUUUAAUGUUCUCUGGGUCGAAGAUGGGGAAGACGGAGUCUCAUACAGAGCCGGCUGUGGCUACGUGUUGAAGGAUCGCUGGGAAGGAAUGGCGCCUAUUGAAACAGACAUCACCCUUGGCUAA